UCAAAGGGUAUUGUACCUCCAGCUGCCAAUGAAGAAGUGAAGGAACUCUUUGUCUUUGAAAACAAGCUGGACUUGGCAUGUGCUGCUGCUCAGGUUCUGCCCACACUGCAGAUAACAAAGUUGGAUCUCCAGUGGGUGCAAGUCUUGUCUGAAGGUUGGGCCACUCCCUUAUCUGGCUUCAUGAGAGAAAGAGAAUUCCUGCAGGUUCUGCACUUUGGGACUCUCUUGGAUGGUGGAAUUAUCAAUCUGACUAUUCCAAUCGUCCUGCCAGUCAGCACAGAAGACAAGGAGCGCUUGGCAUGCUGCUCAGCCUUUGCCCUUGUCUACUCAGGACGGAGAGUGGCCAUACUUCAAAACCCAGAAUUUUAUCCACACAGGAAAGAGGAACGCUGUGCACGACAAUGGGGAACAACCUGCGAGAAACACCCCUACAUUAAGAUGGUGAUGGAAAGUGGAGACUGGCUUGUUGGAGGUGACCUUCAGGCCCUGGAGAGGAUUCGGUGGAAUGAUGGCCUGGAUCAGUAUCGUCUAACCCCCCAGGAACUCAAGCAGAAGUUUAAGGACAUGAAUGCAGAUGCCAUUUUUGCAUUCCAGCUUCGUAACCCUGUUCACAACGGCCACGCUCUACUGAUGCAAGACACCAAACGCCGGCUUCUGGAGCGAGGCUACAAGCAGCCUGUGCUACUGCUGCACCCGCUUGGGGGUUGGACCAAAGAUGACGACGUGCCACUGGACUGGCGCAUGAAGCAGCACGCGGCAGUUCUGGAAGAGGGCGUGUUGGAUCCACAGUCAACCAUUGUAGCCAUCUUCCCAUCACCCAUGAUGUACGCUGGACCAACAGAGGUUCAAUGGCACUGCAGGUCUCGAAUGAUCGCAGGAGCCAAUUUCUACAUUGUAGGCCGUGAUCCUGCUGGCAUGCCUCAUCCUGUGACUAAAAAGGACCUGUACGAACCUACGCACGGGGGGAAGGUUCUGAGCAUGGCUCCAGGGCUAACCUCAGUAGAAAUCAUACCCUUCAGAGUUGCUGCAUACAAUAAGGAUAAGAAAUGCAUGGACUUCUAUGACCCAGAAAGACACCAAAGCUUUGAUUUCAUCUCUGGCACACGUAUGCGACAGCUUGCUCGUGAGAAUAAAAAUCCACCAGAUGGCUUUAUGGCUCCCAAGGCUUGGAGGGUACUGACCGAAUACUAUUCCUCACUGGAGAAGAAAGAUUAAAGCAUGAAACCUCAGCCUUUACUUGCAGUUUUUCUUCUUUUAUAUUCUCUUAAUUCAUGCAACUAUUAUACUUCAAUUGAAUUUGAUUUACACUAAUUAACAAUUGGUUUCCAAAUUGUUGGAGCGUAGGAGGUUGAGAGGUGACCUUAUAGAAGUUCAUAGAAUCAUGAGAGGUAUAGAUAGGGUUAUGGUAGGUGUCUUUUCCCUUGGAUGUGGGAUUUCAAGACUAGGGGACACAUUUUUAAAGUGAGAAGAGGAAGAUUUUAAAAAGAUAGGAGGGCCAAAUCUUUUACACAGAAGGUGUGGAAUGAACUUCUUGAGGAAGUGGUGGAUAUGGGUACAGCUGCAACAUUUAAAAUACAUUUGGAUAAGUACAUGAAUAGGAAAGCAUUAGAGGGAUAUGGGCUGGAAGCAGGCAGGUGGGACUAGUUUUGUUUGGGAUUAUGUUUGGCAUGGACUGGUCGGACUAAGGAGUCUGUUUCCGUGCUGUAUGACUCUAUGACAGAAUGAAAACCUCGCUGGGAAAAUAGGUUAUUGUGCAUGGCAAUUGUUUAAAUACUAUUUAUUCUUUACUUAUUGCAUUAAAUAAAUGUAAACUCUUUUUGGUCCAUUGCUGUAGCCAUUAACUUCGUAUUUACGUAUAAAGUAACAAUCAAGCAUAAAUGAGAACAAUUUGAGAUUUUUAAUGUUAUACAGAAAUCCUGCUCAAAGUGGGUGAGUGCAACACUGUUUUAAGUGUUUCCUGUUGGUGGUUUGCACAAAAUUAAAUUACCUCAAAUGUUGACCAACUACUGUGAGACAGGACAUUUUUAGUGCAAUCUACAUUAAAUGGGUCAGAUUGUUGCCAGAUUCUUUGUAAUCUUGCAUAUAAUAUGUGAACAGUAAACUUUGUAGCAAGUACAAGUCAUUUUAUUCUCUGGCAUGCUCUACAAAUACCACACUUUUAGCAGAAUUUUAUCUUUGCCAUCUGAGUUGCUUUGAAGUUACUUUACAUUUUCAUAUUUACUUUACCUAAAGCUCCUUUUGGUUGAUAAUUAUACAUCAGAAUUCCAGAUAUAAAGAAAGAAAAUCCUUUUCUGAACAUUGUUUUUGAGGAUUGCACUAUCUCCUCUCUUCCAAAUGUAAAUGACUCUUUCUCUUAACCUUUGCCCUGUCGUCCAUUUGUUAAAUGUUGACUUUGCAAUUUACUGAGCAGGAGAAAGGGGCAGAGAAAAUAGCAAAAUAGACAAAGCACUGAUACAGGUAAGAACAUGCCUUUAAAUGAGAAUACUCCCUAUCAGAACUGAAUCACUGAAAAGAAAAUUGUUUUCCCCCACCCGCCGCAACUAUUUAGAUUUGAAUUCUUAACAGGAGAUUGGGGCACCCAUUGGACAGCUGUGACUCCAUCUAACUCUCCAAAAAGUGCUAUCUUCUAAUGUUGCCAUAAUAAAUAAAGGUCUUGCUUUUUUAAAUGAGUCACAUUUAAAACUGUGUGUCAUGAGGAAGGGAGGGAAGUUAUUUUUGCUCCCUAGUAUAGCCUUAAAGCAUUACAAUAUAUGCACCCAUGGGUAGUGCCAGAAGUAAGUGAAACUGUCUACCCAUCAGAGUAGCUACACUUUAGUUUCUAUCAGCAUCAGCUGACAAUUCAGCAGUCUGAUAGGUUUACAGUUCAGAUUCCUCGCUCCAGCUCCCUCUCCGUCUCAGGGUUUGGAUGAGCUUGAUUCCACAUCAUGCAAACGUCAAACAACAGUGACAAGUAAAAACUGGACAAUUCAAUGAAUUCUCCUUUGUGUCAGUGGAGAACAGAACAUCAUGGACGCUGGAUUUGGGCAGAGCCACAAAUUAUGAUGUCCUUUUUGAUAAAGUGAGGAAGCAAAUCUCUACUGGGGACAAAAUCAAGAAAGAAGGUGAGAUUGGGAGGAUAAACUGAGCUAUUUAUAUACAAUUUCCACUAUCAACAAAAUCCAUGCUUAGGCUCAUUCAGAAAUCAGAACCCAAUGAAGAAACUUUUCAAUUUGAGUUUCACAUAAAUUGGUUUUUAAUAAACAAGGUACACUUCCAAAGUUGUAUGAUGGAUUUAAGUUUUACUUUCAAUGUGAUUAAUGGCUACAGCAAAAAAAGUUAAUCAGCAGAAGGUAUAUUUAGUUUCUAGAAAACUGUUUAUGCUUUAAUCAACUGUAUCCAUUAGUGCCUUUCCAUCAAAUGAUCAGAAAUAUAUAUUUAUUUUUAGAUAUGUAGUGGUUUUUACAUUGUGCCUUAACAAAUUGAAAUCUUCUAUGCCUUUCAUAUAUAUCGUAUAGCUCAAUCUUCUUUAUUAAUAUAAUCUUGUUCUGUUUAUAUGAAUAAAAAUUAAUCAGCAUUGUCUGUCUACUGCUUUAUCGCAAUAGUCUCACAGCUUGUUGCCAAUGUUAUUAUUUUAUUGCUCCACUGUGAGUCUAAUAGACAUAUUUUAUCAACAUGUACAUAAGCAGCAACCCUCUCACAGACAUAUUUACAAAUGAUUGAAGACAACUUCCCUCUUCUGCCUUUUUAUUUCAAGAAGUUAUUUGAAUGACUAAAUAAUUCCAAUCUGUUUAUAUAAUAUAAAUACCACCACCUGAGAGUGUAAAGAAAAGCAGAAAAUGUUGGAAAUACUCAAGUCUGUCAGCAUCUGAAAAGUGAAUGAUGAAGGAAGAGGAAAUAUAAUUGCAUUUAGAUAGAAACUAACCUACAGAAUGUCUCACCGACAUUACAUUGAUGUGUAGUGCUUGGGAGUGGAAUGAAUGGAUCAGGUUGACAGUCUUUUGGAAUUCAUCAGUAUUUGGCUAUUUUUGUCUUCUCAGUUGUUGAGGGAACUGUGUAUUUCCAUAAUAUCAGAUCUUUUUUAAAUCUGGAUCCUGAUCAUUUAGUAUUUAUUUUUCUGCAUCAGAAAUAUGAUCUUUUAAUUGGUGUUUUACUGGGGAAUUUUUAAAGCAUUUGGACAAAUUCUUCUGAUCAUAUAUGGGCUCAGUUAAGUACAAAUUCUAAAGUCACAUUUGACCACCUCGACUUUUAAUGACCACAGAGCCUUCUCACUCAACGUAGGCAGAAUUUUUAAAAAUGAGCACAGAUGUCAUCUGUCUGAACACAUGGAACACACUGAAAUAUUUUAUUUCUUAAACUGAUGUUACCUGAAUCAAAGCUUCAUCUUGUACAAUAUUUGCUAGUUGUUUAAUAAAUAAAGGUUAUUUGUUAAUGUA
This is a messenger RNA of Rhincodon typus (whale shark), 4412 nucleotides long. RefSeq names its product bifunctional 3'-phosphoadenosine 5'-phosphosulfate synthase 2-like. The transcript has 7 exons. Gene Ontology annotation, biological process: sulfate assimilation; 3'-phosphoadenosine 5'-phosphosulfate biosynthetic process. The record is from RefSeq and is a predicted model, not a curated record. Lineage: Eukaryota; Metazoa; Chordata; Chondrichthyes; Orectolobiformes; Rhincodontidae. The annotation marks the transcript as partial. Gene Ontology annotation, molecular function: sulfate adenylyltransferase (ATP) activity; adenylylsulfate kinase activity.